Messenger RNA from Symbiodinium sp. CCMP2592, 927 nucleotides. NCBI's taxonomy places the organism in Eukaryota, Dinophyceae, Suessiales, Symbiodiniaceae. The record is from the annotation of a GenBank genome assembly.
AUGGAGGACACAGCCGAGCCAGUGCCAACGGGUAUCUCAGAUAUGACAUUGGCAACUGAUGAAGCAAGUGAUCAAGGAUUUCCUCCAUUAAUGCCAACAGGUGACAGUCAUUUGCCGAAUGACGGACUGGCAAUUGUGUCACAUGAUGCAGCGUACUCUCCGAUUGAUUCGUUGCUUAGAGAACGUGUUGUCGAUGCCAGGCAGUUGACGAUUAAUCAGGACACAUCUCCGAUGGUCGCCUUUGCCGCCGAGGCACGACACAAUCAGAUUAUCGGCGAAUUGGGAGCAGAACAUCAGGAGCAGCCCCGUGCAAUGUACAAUAGUGGGCUUCCGGAGGUGACCAAGUUGAGGAACGAAUUAGGCAAUGCUAACAUUGCGUUGUCGAUUCAGAGGUCUGAAAUGGGUCAAGGUGAAGCUCGUUUCCAGCAAACCGAAAGCGCGAGGGAACUCGCUGUCCUUGAAGCCAACCGGCAAGCGGAAGCUGCCCGUAGAGCUUUAGAGGAAGCCAACAGCAAUGCCAGGCGCCUUCGCGAAGUGGAAACUUCUGCCCGUCAGAAUGAUGCGAUGCGAUCCCAUGAGGUCGCUGACAUGUCAUCUCGGAUGGAUGAACUGAUGAGGCAGCUUCAUGCCCAGCGCCAGCAGACUGAGGUAUUGAUUCAUCAGAAUAACGCAUUAAGCUCCAGGGUUCGAGAUUUCGAAGCUAGAGAUGCUGCUUUGAAGAUUCAGGAGGGAAUUCCACAAGGGCCUCCACCUGGCAUUCCCGUACACCCCAUUUCCACCCCGAAGCAUGGAGGUGACACUCCUACGGAACAGGCGACGGACGCCGGAAGGCGAACCCCUCCGGAUGGUUCCAGCCCAGGUGGCGGUGGUGGCGGCGGGCCUGAUGGCAACGGCCCCAGUGGAGGCGAUGAUGAUCAUUGUCAGUAA